Molecule: messenger RNA, 1121 nt
Organism: Raphanus sativus (radish)
Lineage: Eukaryota; Viridiplantae; Streptophyta; Magnoliopsida; Brassicales; Brassicaceae
Product: probable esterase KAI2
Exons: 2
Coding region: 89-904 (271 amino acids)
Biological process (GO): response to karrikin
Source: RefSeq, a predicted model, not a curated record
ACCAAAAAAAUAAGAUAGCCACCAACAGAGAGGCAUCUUUAAUAGAAGGAAACGAGAGAAGGUCUCUUGUACCUAGAGAGCGAGAAAGAUGGGUGUUGUAGAGGAAGCUCACAACGUGAAAGUGAUCGGCACAGGAACUCAAGCUACGAUCGUAUUAGGUCACGGGUUCGGCACGGACCAGUCAGUGUGGAAACACCUGGUCCCACAUCUGCUGGAAGAUUACCGCAUCGUUCUCUACGACAACAUGGGAGCCGGUACGACUAACCCAGACUACUUUGACUUCGAUCGUUACUCAACUCUAGAAGGUUUCUCCUUUGAUUUGAUCGCAAUCUUGGAAGAUCUUCAAAUCGAGUCUUGUAUCUUUGUUGGUCACUCUGUUUCCGCCAUGGUUGGUCUCUUGGCUUCUCUUAACCGACCUGACCUCUUCUCCAAAAUCGUCAUGAUCUCUGCUUCCCCAAGGUACGUGAACGAUGUUGAUUACCAAGGUGGAUUCGAGCAAGAUGACUUAAACCAACUCUUCGAAGCGAUGCGAAGCAACUACAAAGCGUGGUGCUUAGGUUUCGCACCACUAGCGGUAGGCGGCGACUUAGACUCAGUCGCGGUUCAAGAAUUCAGCAGAACGCUCUUCAACAUGCGUCCAGACAUAGCUCUCUCCGUGGCUCAGACCAUUUUCCAAAGUGACAUGAGACAGAUCUUACCUUUUGUAGCUGUCCCUUGUCACAUCCUCCAAAGCGUUAAGGACUUAGCCGUACCAGUGGCAGUCUCUGAGUAUCUUCACACCAAUCUCGGAUGUGAAUCUGUUGUUGAGGUUAUUCCUUCAGAUGGUCAUCUUCCUCAGCUUAGCUCGCCGGACUCUGUUAUUCCUGUGCUCCUCCGUCACAUUCGUAAUGACAUCGCUGUCUGAUUGGUGGGGAAGUGCAUUUUUAAUUAAAUUAAUGGAAAAUUAAAUAUUUGAUGUGAUAUGUCUGUCUAUUGAGAAUAUACGGUCUCGGUGUCGUUUAGUUCUUGGAUUAUAUUUGCUCGUUGUCGUUGUUGAUCUUAUCUUUGUUUAAGGAAAAGACUUUUGUCUUUUGUGUUUAAGGAAAAGUCUUCGUUGUCAGCUCUGCUGCUCGACCUCACUA